Messenger RNA from Lotus japonicus, 1225 nucleotides. Its product is annotated as senescence-specific cysteine protease SAG39-like. NCBI's taxonomy places the organism in Eukaryota, Viridiplantae, Streptophyta, Magnoliopsida, Fabales, Fabaceae. Gene Ontology annotation, cellular component: lysosome. The record is from RefSeq and is a predicted model, not a curated record. Gene Ontology annotation, molecular function: cysteine-type endopeptidase activity. The coding region runs from base 65 to 1198 and encodes 377 amino acids. The transcript has 2 exons.
CAUACAUCUAAAAAGUUUAAUCUAUCAUCAAUAGUCCUUAGCCAUUACUGAGUAAUAGACUUCCAUGGGGAAAAUCCAAUAUCUUGUAGCUCUUUUUCUCAUAAUUGUAGUAUGGAGUUCUCAGGCAAUGUCUCGAACCCUUGAAGAAGUUUCCUUAUCCGAAAGACAUGAGCAAUGGAUGGCAAAAUAUGGCAAGGUCUAUAAGGAUGAUGCAGAGAAGGAAAAACGUUUUCAGAUAUUCAAAGACAAUGUGGCCUACAUUGAAUCCUUCAAUUUUGCCGGAAACAAAUCAUACAAACUCAGCAUCAAUCAUCUUGCUGACCAAACCAAUGAUGAGUUUAAGUCUUCCCGUAAAGGGUCCAACCGAUCACAAGGACAGAUGAGGAAUACAACAGCAACAACAUCAUCAUUUAAGUAUGAAAAUGUAACUGAUAUUCCUGCUAGCAUAGACUGGAGGAACAAAGGAGCUGUUACUCCAAUUAAAGACCAAGGGAAAUGUGGUGGUUGCUGGGCAUUUUCAGCUGUGGCGUCAACAGAAGGUAUGUUCCAAAUAGCUAGUGGAGAAUUAGUGUCCCUCUCAGAGCAGGAACUUGUGGAUUGUGACACAAACGGCGAGAGCCAAGGAUGUGAGGGUGGCUAUGUGGAAGAUGGAUUUGAAUUCAUUAUAAGAAAUGGUGGAAUCACCACUGAAGCAAACUAUCCAUACAUAGGAGUUGAUGGAACAUGCAACAUUAACAAUGAGGCGUCUCACAUAGUUCAGAUUCAGAGCUAUGUGGAAGUCCCUAGUAAUAGUGAGGAGGCACUCCUCAAAGCUGUCGCCAAUCAACCCGUGUCAGUUUCCAUUGAUGCUGGAAGCAAUUUUCAAUUUUACUCAAGUGGAGUUUUUACAGGAGAAUGUGGAACUGAGCUAGACCAUGCUGUUACAGUAGUUGGUUAUGGUAGCGAUAAUGAUGGUACAAAAUAUUGGAUAGUGAAGAACUCAUGGGGCACUGAAUGGGGAGAAGAAGGAUAUAUAAGAAUGCAGAGAGACAUAGAUGCAGAGGAAGGCUUAUGUGGUAUUGCAAUGGAUGCCACUUUCCCCAAUAUCAACCAUGCACACGAACCCAAUAUUAGUGGGAAUGCCUCUUAUUCCAUUUCUUUAAUCCAUAUGUUUUGUAUAUUAGGUCUCACAUUUGUUUUUCUAUUUUUUUACCUCUAGAACUUGUGGAGGUGUUAUGUAGACAUA